AAUGGCGGACUGCAAGGAGAACAAAGAAGAAACGAAUAGACCAUCGUAUGUUUUAAAGGUGGAUCCACCUCAAGAAUCUCCGGAUGAUUCUCCUGAAAAUUCCACCAGUGAAGAAAUGGAGAGUCAAAACAAUAGUCAGAAACAGAGAGAAAAGAACACUAGGGAAUCACCAUCUAGUUCUAAUAAACCAGUACUAGCUGCUCCGAAAUUUGGAACUUCAUUUGGAGCUACCGACUUCUCCAAGUCUUUGGCUAAGAAAAGAAGGUCUUCUGUAUUGUGGCCCUCUCAGUUGUGUGCAGUAACUAAUAAUGAAACAACCGCUAAAACAAUCCAACCUGUAAAACUUUUUAACCCAUUUGCAAAGGUCACAGACAGUUUUCUAGAAGAGAAAAAUGACUCCUUAACAGAAAAUAAUAAAAAUGAAGCAAAAGAAGAGAAGAGUGAAGAGAAAGAAGACAAGAAUGAGGAGAAAAAAGAUGAGAGUGAGAAGAAAGAAACAAAUAGUGAAGUAAAAGAAACUAAAAGUGAGGAGAAACCAGCAGAGGAGAUGAAGCCCACCUUCCUCAUGUUGGGUGCCAGCACAAAGGAAAUUGUAAAUAGUACCGUAACGCCCUGUGCCUCAGAGCCAAACUUCGUAUUUGGUCAGAACCUGCAGGAACGUGUUAUGAUAGCAAAUGAUGCAGAAAGUUCGAUGGAAAAAACGGAGGGAGAGGAAAAAAAGGAAACUUUGAAUGAAAAUGGUACUACAGAGCUUCUCUUCUCUAAUGCCUCUGCAGCAUGUCGCACUACCUCUAGAUCAGGUCUAACAUUAACAGAAGCGGCUCAAGAGCUGGAGGAGGCCAACCGUGCUAACAAACGAAAAUACAGUGAAGUAACACCUCUAACCGGCGAAGAAGGAGAGACGAAUAUCCUUCAAAUCAAUUGCAAAUUCUUUGCGUUUGACAAGGCUAGAGGCAGCUGGCAAGAGAGAGGGAGGGGUACCUUACGAUUAAACGAUCGGGACGAGGAGUCCCGUCUGGUAGGACGCACUGCGGGUACGCAAAGAUUAAUCCUGAACACAAAAGUGUGGCCUGGCAUGAUUGCAGAGAGAGCUGCGCCUAAAGCGUUACGACUAACUGCGAUGGACGUUCAAGGAAGCAUUAGGAUCUUCAUAGUUCAAGCGGCACCAAAUGAGGUUGAACAGUUGCACAACCUGUUACAACAACGGCUGAAACGCGCACAGGAACGCCAACCUAAGAAACUGGCGACCGACCACUGACAAUCGAUUAAUCGUCCCUGCUUCGCUCAUUACCGUCAUAUGUGACACUGAGAUGGUAACAAACACAUGAGAAAAGAAUUGAGGAAAACAUCGUCGAAGCUAUCUGGCCCUAUCUCUCCUAUAGCACACGUACGCAAUAGACGCGGCUAUGAUAUUUGCUUUCCUCAGGAAGUUCUUUAGACCUCGACAUCUAUCUAAUCUCGUUUGCAGGCAGACAAAACAAAAAGAUGAAAAAAAAAAACGUGGGAAAAAGAAGUCGUAGUAGAGUCUGGGAAUUCUUUCUGGUAUACUAAUUUUUGUAAUCAUUCCCAAUUGAUAAGUUUUCUUUUACACGACAUACAAUAUACAUACA
Messenger RNA from Habropoda laboriosa, 1610 nucleotides. It is a transcript of the gene RanBP3, whose product is annotated as ran-binding protein 3. Bases 2 to 1258 code for a protein of 418 amino acids. Gene Ontology annotation, biological process: protein export from nucleus. The transcript has 4 exons. Gene Ontology annotation, cellular component: nuclear pore; cytoplasm. Gene Ontology annotation, molecular function: GTPase activator activity. NCBI's taxonomy places the organism in Eukaryota, Metazoa, Arthropoda, Insecta, Hymenoptera, Apidae. The record is from RefSeq and is a predicted model, not a curated record.